GCACCAAACACAGACAUCCAUUCAACUUUCCAGAUCCAGAACUAUUCCUCCUCUCAGCUUGAAGAAAAAGCAGAUCAGAUAUAUAUAUUUUUUUUUAGGAAACAUGAAGUGGUGUUUCUAUGCCGGGAUAUUUCUUAUCUAUGUGUUUGUCAAUGAAUUAACUGACGCUAAUGUGAUCCGAGAAGGAGUCCCGUAUGAUGAAACCCCCGCCAGACCCUACUGGUCAUACUCCACCACAGACUUCUGGAGAUACAUUGAGUACUUCAGAAGCAUUGGGGCCUACAACCAGAUUAACGAGAUGGCCAGGACAUUUUUCGCUCACCAGCACCUGGGCGAUACUCUGGGCUACGAAGCUGCUGAGUCAGAACAUGAGCAUUAAAGAGCCUUUCACAAGCCAUACAGCAAUAGGUACAGCUGAAUGUAGUCUUAGCUGUCAUAACAAGCCAUUAGUGGGGGGUUAGCCUUAGAUAAUGUAUAUUAUAUUCUGUUUACAUUCUACAGUAAUGUUGCAGUCCUCAUGUAUCAGCUGUGUUGCAUAUAUACUAUAAACAUGGCUUCAAGUGUAUUAUUGUGAUAAUAUAUGAGAUGUAUUUGGUGCUAUAAUAUUAAAUGUUUAUAAAGCUGA
Messenger RNA from Polyodon spathula (Mississippi paddlefish), 625 nucleotides. RefSeq names its product otospiralin-like. The coding region runs from base 104 to 379 and encodes 91 amino acids. Gene Ontology annotation, biological process: sensory perception of sound. The transcript has 4 exons. NCBI's taxonomy places the organism in Eukaryota, Metazoa, Chordata, Actinopteri, Acipenseriformes, Polyodontidae. The record is from RefSeq and is a predicted model, not a curated record.